AUGGCGCAGGAUCACAUCUCCGUCAUGGUGACCUUGGAUCCUCAAACGGAAGAGAAUGGCGCACUUCAAGUUUGCCCCGGUCGCUGGGUGAAAGGCCAAGUGGAACUCGCAGAGGGUGGGAUUAUCAAGGACCCCUCUGACAUGCAUUUUCACACAGUUCUUGCCGAGCCUGGGGAUAUCAUGUUCUUCACUGGCUACCUUCCGCACCGGAGCUUUGAGAACAAGACCACGCAGCAACGCCGCGCAGCCUUCUUGACGUACAAUCCGGCUUCGCAAGGAGACUGGCAUGAUGCUUAUUAUGCUGAGAAGCAAGCGGAAUCACAUGGAUUUAACAUGGCUGAGAAGCUGAGCUUCUCAGGAGGAGUUUUCCAAGGCAGGCUAACUGCCUAA
Molecule: messenger RNA, 390 nt
Organism: Symbiodinium natans
Lineage: Eukaryota; Dinophyceae; Suessiales; Symbiodiniaceae
Source: the annotation of a GenBank genome assembly